AUGAAGUUCCCGACACUGGAUCAUCGCAUGGGUGCUUUACUUAGGAUGAUCCUCUUCCUAUCAUUAGUCAUAACCACAAAUUCAUCGUCGAGAUACAAGGGAAUUGGAUGGAACAAAGUCGCGGUAGUGCCAUAUCCACCAACAAAGAGUACUAUUUACAGUUGUAAUGGUAGAAUUGGCGACUGUAUAGAUCAAUCAGAAGAAAUGAUGUUGGAUUCCGAGGCCAGUAAAAAUGUGCUAGCUCUAGAACAGAAGUUUAUUGUGUAUAAGUUUUUCGAUAAGGAACAUGUACCUUGCAGUCAACGUGGCCAGUCCUAUUAUAGUUGCCAUACCUUCAAGCAGCGGAAUUCUCGAGUGUGA
Molecule: messenger RNA, 360 nt
Organism: Daucus carota subsp. sativus
Lineage: Eukaryota; Viridiplantae; Streptophyta; Magnoliopsida; Apiales; Apiaceae
Product: rapid alkalinization factor
Exons: 1
Coding region: 1-360 (119 amino acids)
Biological process (GO): calcium-mediated signaling
Cellular component (GO): plasmodesma
Source: RefSeq, a predicted model, not a curated record